This is a messenger RNA of Notolabrus celidotus (New Zealand spotty), 5505 nucleotides long. Its product is annotated as collagen alpha-4(IV) chain-like. The coding region runs from base 218 to 5227 and encodes 1669 amino acids. Gene Ontology annotation, molecular function: extracellular matrix structural constituent. The record is from RefSeq and is a predicted model, not a curated record. The transcript has 48 exons. Gene Ontology annotation, cellular component: collagen trimer. Lineage: Eukaryota; Metazoa; Chordata; Actinopteri; Labriformes; Labridae.
UCACCGUCCUCAUCUCAUUCCCCAAGCUUGCAAACAGUGACAGACACUCUGUUUAGUUUUCACUGAUACAGAAGGCAGGAGGUUAGUUUGAAUCUUGUCAGAGGCUUUCCUGCAGGGGAUGCAUCAGACUGCACAUGAAGAUUGAUUUGAUCUUCUGUGAUUUGGGGGCAGCACUGAGGCUGACACUCACCUGUUAAGAAGACUGAUUAGAGGAGAGAUGGGAUCCUUUUCUACUUCAUCCACACCCCUCACGUGGAUCCUUGUCCUGGUCCUCUUGGUGCAGAAGCUCAAUGCAGGUGCAGUAGAGGGCCCAUGUGAAGGUAGAGACUGCACUGAAUGUCGGUGUCUUCCUGCUAAAGGUGCCCGGGGUGCUCCAGGAAAGCCAGGCGGGCAGGGCGGCCGCGGACUAAUGGGACCAAUGGGACGUGAGGGGCAACCUGGAGAGAAAGGCAGGGAAGGAGCACAGGGACCAUAUGGCCUAGCAGGGACCACAGGGCAACGUGGUGAUACUGGUGUUCCUGGUUACCCUGGGAGUGAUGGCUUACCAGGCCACCCUGGAGCUGGUGGUGAGCCCGGUUUAACAGGAUUAGAUGGCUGUAAUGGGACAAGGGGUCGACCAGGAUACAUUGGUGACUCUGGUUUGGAUGGUCUCCAUGGGCCGCCGGGAUUUCCUGGGCCUAAAGGAAUCAAAGGGGAACCUUCGUAUGAUGGCGCCCUUCCAGGACUCCCCGGGGAUCCCGGUAAAGAUGGAAAGCCUGGCCUACCUGGAAGAAAAGGAAGCCGAGGGUCUCAAGGCUUCACAGGCCCUCCUGGCUCUCCUGGGUUUGAGGGCUUGGGAGGACCUAGAGGUGCGAGAGGACCACCAGGUGACCCUGGAGCAUCACUGGCAGGCAAUAAAGGAGAUGAUGGUGAGCAAGGCCCUCCUGGCCCACAAGGACCUGAAGAAGUCAUAGAACUACCUCCUGAAUUUCUUCCACCCGAAGGUUACAAGGGAGAAAAAGGUUAUUCUGGAUCUUGUGGACCAAAGGGCAUGGCGGGUGGUAGAGGAGACUCCUACCGUCAAGAAACUAAAGGAGAGCAAGGAAUUGUUGGUUUUCCUGGAGCUCGGGGUCUUUCAGGAUUUCCAGGACGGGAUGGACCACCUGGACCCGAGGGCUUGGUUGGAGAGAAAGGACUUCCAGGGCUCAUAGGGAGAGUUGGGCCAAAGGGUUACCCUGGAGAUACAGGUCCACCUGGACCCCCUGAGUUUCAGGAUGGAGGGGAUGCCAGAGGUCCCAAAGGUGACCGUGGUUAUCCUGGACUGCCUGGAACUCCAGGUGAUUCCGGGGUAAUGGGCUUACGAGGACCCCCCGGCCCACCAGGGUUAAUAAUACCAGAGGGGAAUGUCCAACCUGGUCCACAAGGACCAACUGGUGAAAAAGGUUAUAAGGGAGAGCCUGGAAGAUACAGCGACUUUGAGAUCAACCCAUAUCCUGGUCCAAAGGGUACUAAAGGAUUCCCUGGACAUAAAGGAGUCACAGGCCCUCCGGGUCCUCCAGGAUGUGGAGAUUACUACUGUGAGCCUGGCACCCCUGGAGAUCCUGGUGACCCCGGACUUAGAGGACCCAAAGGAAAUCCAGGGCCCAAUGGAAUUAAAGGUUGCGAAGGUAACUGCGAGUGUGGCUCAGUAAACCCUGGCCCUCCUGGUCCAACUGGUUACACAGGACCUCCAGGGUUACCUGGGAGCCCAGGACUGAAGGGAGACCCAGGACCAAAGGGCGAUGAGGGUCUAAGAGGACAACAAGGCUUUCAAGGAACACUUGGUUUGCAGGGACUGAAGGGUCAAAAAGGGGACUCUUUUGUGGUUGACUUUAAAGGUACCAAGGGAGACAGAGGAGUCCCUGGAUAUUCUGGUCCUCCUGGUGCGAUGGGUAAGCCAGGGCGUGAUGGCCCACCUGGCCCAGCAGGAGACCAUGGACCACCAGGUACUGGAUAUACUGGACUACGUGGUCCCAGAGGUGAUCCAGGUUUUAUUGGACCCAAAGGCUUACCAGGGUCUUCAGGCCCUGCAGGUCCUGGUUUCCCAGGCCCUAAAGGCCUACCUGGACAUAAAGGAAGUGAGGGAAACCAUGGCCACCCUGGACGACCUGGUCAACCAGGCCCCCCAGGUGAAACUGAUCCAUGCUGUCAUGAAAACGAGGAAGGGUCACCUGGUCAUAAGGGAGAACCAGGUGUACCAGGGCUUCCUGGUGCACCAGGAAGAGACGGUCCGCCUGGAGGUCAGGGACAUUCAGGCCCAAAAGGAAUGAAAGGAGAAGAUGCUAGAACAGGAGGACAUGGACCACCAGGACCUCCAGGCUUGAAUGGGGAUUCAGGUAACCCAGGUCCAGGUGGAAUUAGCCUGAAUGGCCCUCAUGGCCCUCCUGGAUUACCAGGACCACAAGGCAGGAAGGGUGCAUCUGGAGAGGUCUUCUCAGCCAGGCCAGGUGUACCAGGCCCACCUGGCCGCUCUGGAGCAGUGGGGACAAGGGGAUUCCCUGGCCCUCCUGGAACCCCAGGGUUUCCUGGUUCAUUAGGCCAGCCUGGACGCCCAGGCUGUAAAGGAAACCCAGGAGACAAUGGUGACCCUGGAGACACUGGUCAUCCAGGACCACCCUGCACCUUGUGUGAACAGCAUGGACCUCAAGGCCCCCCAGGACUUCCAGGAAACACUGGAUUGAGGGGACCACCAGGCUCCCUUGGUCAUAAGGGUUAUAAGGGAGAUACGGGCCCCCCUGGUCAUGGACAUAAGGGACCACAAGGUUUCCCUGGUCCUCCAGGUUUGCCAGGACCACCUGGAUCAAGAGGGACUACUGGCCACUCAGGAGAUCCUGGGGUAGAUGGCCGACAUGGUCCAAAAGGUGAAAGGGGCUACUUUGGAAGGCCUGGUGCCAGCAGUUUACUAGGUCAUCCUGGACCUCCAGGACCAAGCGGUAUACAGGGAGAGAGAGGUUUUAUUGGCCGCCAAGGUGCCCCAGGAGAUCCUGGACAUCCUGGUUAUAAAGGUUUGCGUGGUCCAACAGGAGAACCAGGACCAAUAAGGAUUGGAAAUAUAAGCAAAGGGCCAUCAGGAUUUUAUGGGAGGAGGGGACAACCAGGACAACAAGGACUUCAAGGCUCAAAGGGCCAAAGGGGGAUUCCAGGUGAUACAGGUCCAAAUGGGUGGCCUGGUCCUGCAGGGUUUAAAGGCAACCCUGGUGUUCCAGGAAGGGGAGGAAGACCAGGACCUCCUGGACCUCCUGGAGUGAAAGGUUUCCCUGGUCAAAGAGGAUAUCUUGGAAAUGACGGAGAUUCGGGUGAUCCAGGGCCUUAUGGACCACCAGGUAUCCCAGGUCUACCGGGGUUUCCAGGGGUCAAAGGUGAGCCAGGACACUCUUACGGACAACCUGGUCUGCCUGGACCUAAAGGAUUGCCAGGGGACAGUGGACCCUGUGUCAGAGGAAGUCCAGGAGAUCCAGGUGACCCGGGAUCACCAGGAAGGUCAGGACAGUCUGGACCACCCGGCUACUCAGGGGAUCCAGGAAGAGAAGGAGGACCAGGCUUUCCUGGGCCAGGCGGCCCAACAGGUCGUCCAGGUAUUCCAGGUGUUCCUGGACAUAGUGGAGGUCUAGGACCACUAGGCCCACCAGGCCCACCUGGGCCUCAAGGGCCCCAUGGACCACCAGGUCUCAAUGGACUGGAUGGUCUAAGAGGACCAAAAGGAAUGAAAGGAGCAAGUGGCAUAGGUAUCCCUGGCCCUCCAGGACCACAGGGAUAUACAGGCAUCAAAGGUGUGAGGGGCUUCCCAGGACCUCCAGGAACCACUUAUAAUGGCCCCAAAGGCCAGAAGGGCCCACCUGGCAGUACCGGUCUUCCAGGUCCUCCAGGUGAAACUGGUUACCCUGGCAUAGAAUGCCGUACACCUUCACCAGGACCUCAGGGAGAUGCAGGAUAUGAAGGACCUCCAGGACCUCCAGGUCCUCCAGGGAACCCAGGGCCUCCAGGGAGCAGCAUUCCCUCCAAAGGAGACCAAGGCCCAAUUGGUCUUCCUGGGUUACCUGGUUGGAGGGGAAGCACAGGAUCCACAGGACCUCCUGGAUCUCAGGGCUACCGAGGCCCUUUAGGGCCUAAAGGUGGUAACGGUCCUGUUGGUCCCGGGGGUCGCCUAGGACCCAAAGGUCAGAGAGGGGACCAGGGGCCUUGGGGUCCCAAAGGAGUAAGAGGCUCACCUGGUGACAGAGGUGUCAGGGGUCCUCCUGGUGAUGUCAUUAACAAACCCAUUGUAGGAAUUCCUGCUGGAUCCCCAGGACCACGUGGUCUGCCAGGAUCUCAAGGAUCUCCUGGUUAUGGUGGUCCUCCAGGUGCUCCAGGACGUAAAGGGCAGAAGGGUCCUAUGGGGUCUCAGGGCCUCACUGGUACUACAGGACCUCCUGGUCGUACUGGUCCUCUUGGAGACCAAGGAGAUGCUGGCCAGCAAGGAUUUCCAGGACCUCAAGGUACCUCAGGUCCACCAGGUAACAGAGGUGAGCCAGGCCAUAGGGGCACCUUGAGGUCAGGCUUCCUUUUGGUGAUUCACAGCCAGUCCAUUCAGGUGCCUGGGUGCCCUGAAGGUAGCAGUGCCCUCUGGGAGGGCUACAGUCUAGUCUACUUGGAGGGACAGGAGAAAGCUCACACUCAAGACAUGGGCCAGGCUGGCUCCUGCCUCCCCAUGUUCUCCACCAUGCCUUUCUCCUAUUGUAACAAAGCAGCCUGCCACUACUCCAGCCGCAACGACAAAUCCUAUUGGCUUUCCACCACUGCCUCUAUACCCAUGAUGCCACUGUUUGGCAAGGAGAUUAGAUCCCACAUCAGCCGCUGUGUGGUGUGUGAGACAGCAUCACCUGCAGUGGCUUUUCACAGCCAGGAUAACACCGUCCCUGCAUGCCCACAUGGCUGGAGAGGUCUGUGGACAGGAUACUCAUUCCUACUGCACACAGGGGCAGGCGACGAGGGUGGGGGCCAGUCUCUGACUUCUACAGGUAGCUGCCUGAAGGAUUUCCGGGCUCAUCCUUUAAUAGAGUGCCAGGGUGCACGCGGUUCCUGCCACUACUUUGCUAAUCUGUACAGUUUUUGGCUGACUACUGUAAGUCCCACAGAGCAGUUUGUCACUCAGUUGCCUGGGACCAUCAAGGCAGCUGACCAGCAGCGACGCAAGGCAAGUCAGUGUCAUGUCUGCCUCAGAGGGGUGUAAAGAGCCUGCUUUUGCUUUUUGUUAAUACUUAAAUGAUUCAUUUUAAACAUUCAAGCUAUUUUUGUGUAAAACUAUUUAAUUCUGAUUCCUCGUCAUGGGUGCAGAUGAAGUCCAAACAGUGAAAAAAUUGGCUUUCAAUAUAUAAAAAAAAUCUGCUUUGGUGUUUUUCUGUCAUUAUUUCCAAUGAUGUGAUACUUCUACCUUUGUAAAUGUUUAAUACAAGAUCAACCAGUAGCUGUAUUUUUUUCCUCUUUCAUUAAAAUGUUUAAAACUUUCAA